UUUAAUCAAUUAUUUACCAGAGAAAUAUUUUCAAAUGGAUAAACCACUGAAUAAGGUAAUUCGUGUAAAAUCCAAUUCGAAAAAAAGUAUGCAAUUUAUUCCAAAAUUUGUAGAAUAAUGAGUCGAGCAUUUCAACAACUGGUACAACUGGCUCACCACAGUUUUCCGACACGCUGGAGAACAACGUGAAGUACAUGAAUUUAAAUUUCGUAGACAACUCGGAGUCCUCGAGUCAGGCAAAAGACGCAGGCAUUGAAUACCAAAAAUUGCCACAAAUAUUUGAUGGUGGGGCACCAAAGACUACCAAACCACCGCCCAGCAAGAUACUACCAUCCAAUAUUCCUUUACCGGGUAAACAUGACAGCAAAAAGCCUAAACCUGUUUGCACGCUCAAGGAGAAGUCCCUCCUCGAAAUGGGUUUUAAAACAAAUGAGAUACAGGGCUGGGAAGAGAUUGUCCAGCCGCCCAAGGAAAAUCUCUAUAAAUUGCUACGCAAUAUGAUUGAUAAUCACAGAAAACCGAAUGUGCAGAUACGCAUCGGCGGCGUUACCUUCAAUUGCCACAUGAUGGUGCUGCAGUGUUAUUCGGAUUUCUUCAUGGAAUGCAACAACGAGGUACUGAUACAAUUGCCAGAGGAAAAGAUAACACCCGGCGCUUUCAUGAUGGUCUACGACUGGAUGCUAGCCGAGGAGCCUUUGGUGCAGCGUGAGGGUAUAUUGGAGCUCUUCAAUGCAGCCAAUUUUCUACGCAUCAAAGACCUAGUGAACCAGUGUUGGCUCUGCUUGGACGAUGAUGUACGCUUCCGUGAAGACACUGCAUUCCUACUCUAUUUAGAGGCCCGCAACUAUGGACUUGAGAGCUUAGAGCAAUUGAUGCUAACAAGAAUUUGCAAAUUUUUCCUCACACUUGUCGCUUCGAAGGAAUUUAUGGAGUUGACUACCAAGGAGAUUUGUAUGCUAUUGAGCUCCAAUACGAUCGGCGUGAACUCGGAGAUUGAGAUUUUUAUGUCGGUUGUGCGCUGGCUUAACUACAAUUGGGAGGAACGUGAGCCCGAUAUGUUGCAAGUGGUCAAGUGUGUACGCUUCAGCUUGAUGCCGCCGUGGUUUCUUGUGACGUUGAAUAAGAAUAUCGAUUGCGUCGAAAUCGAUCGCAUUGCUAGCCAUCCGGAAGUGAAACGCAUGAUCAACGAUGGCAUAUCUUACACAACGACUCAGCUAUAUUAUGGCGAAAAUCGCGAAGAAUUUCUGCAUUUCUUGGAACGUUAUCAGCUGGUUGCACCGGUUCAACGUCAAUGGGUUUUCGACAAGGAAUGCAGCUAUCAUCAUCGCCUCGAAUGCCCCAAUAUGCAGUAUGUGACGUACAAAUCAUUUCUAGAAUAUCUCGAAAUGAUACACACCAUCGGCAAAGACUACUGGCGUUCACUCGAAAUGGCGAAAGGGGUGGAGAAGUCGAUGCAGUGUUGCGUACGCUCCGAGUGUCGAAAAUUGAACAAAGUGAACGAACAAAAUUUAGUACGUUAACGUUUUUUUUUUGCUUAUUGCUCCUCAUUUACAACACAAAAUCGCCAAUUCACCUUUUUUGGAUGACUUUACUUAACAAAAAUGUAUGUGUGUCGGCACAUAUUUAUAUAGUUCUAGUCACACAAA
Rhagoletis pomonella (apple maggot) is the source of this 1646-nucleotide messenger RNA. RefSeq names its product kelch-like protein 41a. The record is from RefSeq and is a predicted model, not a curated record. The transcript has 5 exons. The coding region runs from base 195 to 1520 and encodes 441 amino acids. Gene Ontology annotation, molecular function: protein binding. Lineage: Eukaryota; Metazoa; Arthropoda; Insecta; Diptera; Tephritidae.